AUGAGCUCGCUAUUCGGCAACACCGCCAACCAGAACCAGUCGCAAGGCACAGGACUCUUCGGCGCAAGCACAAAUCAGAAUCAGAACCAGAAUCAGGGGACUGGACUGUUCGGCGCAAGCACAAAUCAAAAUCAGAACCAGAACCAGAACCAGAACCAAGGAAGUAGCUUGUUUGGAGGCGGUACAGCGCAAAAUCAACCUCAAGGCACAGGGCUGUUCGGUGGGAACGCGAAUACGCAGAAUCAGAAUCAAGGGACUGGUCUGUUCGGCGGCGGUACGACGAACCAACCGCAAUCGCAGGGUACAGGCCUAUUCGGCGCCAGCACAACCCAGAAUCAACCACAGCAGCAACAGCAACAGCAGCAGCAGCAGGGGGGUGGGCUGUUCGGCGCUCAGAACACUGUCUACAACUCAGGCCAGAUCAGCAACUGGGGCGGUCAACCACAGCACCAGCAGACCACCAACGAGAACACCGCCAUCUUCGGCAACUCCACCGCACAACAACAACAGCCCAACCCCAACCCGAAUGCCUCCCUCUUCCCGGCCCCUCAACAGCACCGCACAGCCGCCGAGCGCACUUUCCCACAUCCCCAGCAAACACAUCUCUCCUCCCUACUCCAGUCCGGCCUCGGCAGCAACCAAAGUGCCUUCGGCUCGCUCGGCGCAACACAACAGACCGACCUCGCGCGUUCUCGCCUCGCAGCUGCAGGCAUCACCGCCGUUCCGAACGAGAAGAGCGUGAUCGAGCAAGUGCAGACCCUGGUGCGAAAAUGGGAUCCCAACAGCCAGGACACACUCCUCCAAAAGUACCUCUACAACGCCGUCAAUGCCGCCUACGCACCCUUCUACUACCGCAACCCCGAAGAAAGCGAACGAGACUGGGAGGAAGCGCUGUCCAAAAAACCCGCCCCCGUCGAGAACAAAGACGGCGACAACGUAGCCUUCAUCCCCGUCCUAGUCCGCGGCUUCAAAGCCCUCGGCGAACGCGUCGAAUACCAAGCCCGCACCGUCAACGAAAUGCGCGCCCGCCUCCACGAGAUGAACAACUCUCUCAACGCCAUCAUGGCCACGCACCAGCAAUCCCUUACCGUCCGGCUGGAAAACGCUCGCCGCCAGCACGCCACGUUAUCCCAACGCUCGCUGCGUCUAGCAGUGAAAGCACAGGUCCUGCGAAACCGCGGCUACCCCCUCGACGUCGCGGAAGAAGCUGUGCGGAAAUCGCUGCAAGCGCUCGAAGCGCGGGUGUUUGACCCGCAGUACUCUGCUCGCGAAGAGGAGGUCUGGGCCCGAAUGGUGGCGCUACGGGAUCGGGCGCGGUGGUUGGAGGAGGAGGGGAAGAGGAUUGCUGCGCAGCAGAAUGCCAGCGGUGGUGGUGGGGGGCAGAGUGGAGGGCAGACGGUGAUUUCGGACGAGGUGGUGGCGAAGGCGAAGAAGGUGCUGGCGGAUUAUGAGGGGCAGAUACGGCAUCUGGGGAGGGAGUUAGAAGAGUUGAAGAGGGAGUUUGGGGAGUGGGAGCAGUCGAGGCCGUGA
Saxophila tyrrhenica is the source of this 1530-nucleotide messenger RNA. It is a transcript of the gene NUP57, whose product is annotated as Nucleoporin nup57. The coding region runs from base 1 to 1530 and encodes 509 amino acids. Lineage: Eukaryota; Fungi; Ascomycota; Dothideomycetes; Mycosphaerellales; Extremaceae. Gene Ontology annotation, biological process: NLS-bearing protein import into nucleus; protein localization to nuclear inner membrane; nuclear pore organization. Gene Ontology annotation, molecular function: structural constituent of nuclear pore. Gene Ontology annotation, cellular component: nuclear pore; nuclear pore central transport channel. The transcript has a single exon. The record is from RefSeq and is a predicted model, not a curated record.